AUGGCCGCGAUUUCUUUGGGCACGCGUUGUGCGCAGGCGCGGCAGGCCCGAGCCUCGGCCUCGGCCUCGGCGCAAGCGGAGCUCGCUGGUAAAGCGCCUUUCGCCCCUGCGCCACGGCCGCUGCGGCCGCUGCCCGCUUGGCGCGCGAAGGCACAGGUACCUGCCGCGCCUUCUUCAGAGGUGGCCCUGGCACUUGGGGGAGGUGGACUCCUGGGUGCGGCAGCUUCCGGCAGAAGAUUGCCCAGGCGCCGAGCCCAAUCCGGGCAAGCUGAUGUCCAGCAGGCACAGCAGCAGGCGGUCCUAGACUUCAUCGAGGAAGUUGGAGCCGGAAACUAUCAGGUGCAGCAGGCGCUGCUUCUCGCAUGCUUCUUUUUCAGUGAAGCUGCAGAGCUGGAUGUGAUCUCACCCUUGACCACGGCAUGGCGGCUUGAAUGGGCGCUUGUGACAGACCAGGCUGGCACACUCCUGUCCGGCUUGCUGGGCGAUCAGUUCGGGCGCCGCGUGCCGAUCCUUGUUGGCUACAUGGGGGUCAUUAUUGGGUCUUGGGGGAUGUGGGGUGCUGCGUCACCCUUGAUCGUUGGAGUUUUCAGAGCGGUCACGGGGUUCUCAGUUGGUAUCGGAGUGCCCGCCUCUUUGACAAUGGUCGCAGAGAUCGCUCCAGCCAGCAGUCGUGCUCAGCUCCUGAGUGUGUGCUACGCUGCGAUUGCGUUCGGGGCCCUCUAUGCGGAUCUUGGACUCUACCUUUUUCUUCCGGACCUGAAAUCUGGGGAUUGGCGAGGCUUGUGUGCCUGGUCAGCUAUUCCAGCAGCACUGGCACUCCCCAUCGCCUUGCUGGAGCUGGAGGACACGCCGGUGUUCCAUAUGCUCAAGGGAGACACGGCCAAUGUCUCGCGGGUCCUUUCUAAGAUGGCAGAGCGCAAUGGCCGUUCAGUCACUUGGAGGCCACCUCCAAUGCCCCCACGAAGCGCUUCGACUGGGGCAGCUUCGCCGAGUGGAAGCACAGAAGUCGUCUGGCAAAGUUUCCAGGCUUCGCGUCUUCCCCUUUUGGGAAGCGCAGUGUUGGAUUUCACCUACAACUUUACAGGCUUUGGCUGUGGCUAUUUUUUCCCCUUGAUCAUCUCCGAAUUGGCAGAGGGUGCACCGCUGCCCCCCGUCGGUGAACUUGUCCUUGCAAAUCUGGUGGCCUUCCCUGCUUUGUAUCUGGCGUACCAGGCGCUGCAGUCCAGGUACGGCUACAAAGAGAUCCUGGUAUUUGGUGGACUUCUCGAGAUUGUGGCGGUUGCCUGCCUCCUGGUAAGUGGAGUGCCGUUUCUUCCUGUGCUUGGCAUCUUCCUUCUGAAGCUGACGAUGGUGACAUAUUCACAGACCGUCAGCACCGUGAAGGCUGAGCUUUUCCCAUCGCUGAUCCGCGUCUCCGCAUUGUCGAUCUCCGGCACCUGCGGCCGCGUGGGGGCUCUGAUUGCUCCUGCGCUGAUCGAGGAGACACGCGGUGACCCGGGAAGUCCAGACGAGUUUCGAGUGUUCUUGUCUCUGUUGGCAUUCGUGCUAGUUGUCGCAACUGUCUUCGGUGUCAGCCUUGUGUCCACUCCUCAAGCAUGUGACAAUCAAGUGAUGGUGCAUGAGCUCAAGGUUCAAAAGGCAUCAGCCGAGCUGCGUGUUGCAACUCAUGAUGUGCUGUAUUAUGCAGACUAUCAGCAAGGCGCGGCGGGCGCGGGCAGGGCACCAGCCAUCGAGGUCAACACGCCCGACAGGGAAGGCUUGGUCGUCGAGAAGGUAGCCGACGGAGGGGCGGUGGAUGCGUACAACAAGAAAAGCCCAGAGGGCUACAGAAUACAGGAGGGAGACUUGGUGGUCAAGGUCAAUGGUGUUAACGCUGAUGGCCCACUAGCACAUCAUAUGCCAGCGAUAGCUGGUAAAGUCAUGGAGGCUUCUACCAUCCGACUGGAAGUGAGAAGAUACUGUGCAGGACCCAACUUGGCGACUUCAGGCCCGCUGAGGGAAGUAUCCGGCAACUGGACCGGGACGGGCUCCUCUCCGCCUGCAGAUGCAGACGCUGGUGCCUUGGGCCGGCAUGGCUGGAAGGUUCAGAGCCAGACGGCCCCAGCAGUGCCGUUCUUCUCAGACAUGCCAAACGACGGUGCUUGUGGUGCACAGGCACAGAGCCAAGCGGACGUGGACUCGUUGUUGAUGCAGCAGGGCCAGGCCCUGGCCAGGCAGUCCAUGGGCCUGUCCGGGACUGGCUGCGGAGCUGGAUGUGGAGCCGGAUGUGGUGGCUGCGGCGCUGGCUGCUGCGGAGGGCCUUGCGGCGGUUGCGGCCGAAGCGGGAAUUCUGGAUUCGGUGGCUGCGGUGGGUGUGGCUGCGGCGGUUGCGGUGGGUGCUGCGGUUGUGGUGGUUGCGGUUGCGGUGGCUGCGGCUGUGGGGGCUGUGGAGCGCUCCGGCCUCAGAGUGUUGCCGGUCGCAGGUCCAGCGGCUGCGGUGGCUGCGGUUGCGGAGGCUGUGGUGGUGGUUGCGGAUGUGGCGGUUGCGGCAACUGCGGCGGAUGCUGCGGGCAGUUUCCAGGAUGUGGUGGGUGCGGGAUGGGGGACAGCAUUGGCGGAAUUCAGUCUGGCUUGGCGCAGCUGCAGCAGCAGCUUCAGCUUCAGCAGCAGCAGCUGCAACAGCAGCAGGCGAUGCAACAAUCGCAGGCGAAGGCUAUGAUGUCCCCUCCACCUCCGCCCCCGCUUCCGCCAUCAGCUGCGGCGUCGCAGGCACAGAGGAGCCCAACACAGAUGCCUAUGAACAUCAAUGCUUUGAGCAAGCAAGCGUUGCAGCUGCAGCAGAAAAUUGCACAGCUGCAGCAACAGCUUGGUCUCAUGGGCGAAGGAUCGCAAGCCAGCGUGACGCCGUGCCUUGAGGAAGACCCCAACCUGGGCAGCCUUCCCGAAGGAGCUGGAGCCUUCGACCAAGGUCGAGGCUAUCAGCAGCCAGCGACUCCGCCUGAUAUCCCGAACAUGGCACAGCAGUCGAUGAUGCGCUCGAUGAUCACUCCCCAGUCACAGCCUCCACAGCAUCCGGCGCCCACCAAGCUGCAGAACAAGGAAGAGGCUCAGCCUCCGGCGGCCGCAGCGGCCGCCGCAGCUGCCGCCGCAGCGGCUGCUCAGACCGCGCCGGCACAGAGCCAGGAUCCAAACAGCCACUUUACAUUCGAGGUUUAUCUACAGCGGCAUGAAGGCAUGAGGCUUGGCCUCAGUGUCCUUCCAGUCACCAUGCACGACGUCGCAGUGCUGUGGGUGAACGAAGUGUCUGAGGGGGGCGCUGUGGACGCUUGGAACAAGUCCGUUUGCUCCGCCUUCCAAGUUCGAAGUGGAGACGCAAUCACGCGAGUCUUCAAUGCGGUUGGAGACCAUGCCAAGAUGAUGGAGGAGUUGCAAAGCCACCGUAACAUUCGCCUGGCCGUCGUGCGGCAAGGGGGCAACAACCCGGCAGUGCCGGCUGGCGCAAAGGCACCUGCAAAAGCUCCGCCACAACUUCCACAGCAAGUUCCCAAGUCCACUGCACCUCGAGCUCAGGACGACCUGGGUCCACGUGGUCAGUUGGCGGGUAUUGGUGCAGCGGAUGAGAUGCAAAAUGUGCUAGCGGGCCUAGCGGGCCAUGGCGCUGAAAGUGCCGCAAGCAGGAUGCCCAGAGCUCCCAUCAACCAGGCCCUGCCCAACGAGGCCAUGGAGGAUGCGUUGGAGAAAACAUCCGCACCUCCCCCCGGUUUAGCAAAACCAUUGGUGCCUAUUGAAUCUCGACCUCUCGGAACAACUGCCGACGAUCCAGGUGAUCUGAUAGGGAGCAUUGACGUUCAAGAAAAUGGCACGAACGGGCCGCUUCGUUUUCAGGUCGUCCUAGCGCGCAAAGGGCCCGGGCGUCUUGGUAUAGAUGUCGUCCUCAAGCGAGAGGCAAACUUCUGCGGCUUGUUGGUCUACAAAGUCAGUGAGGGCGGCAGAGUGGACGCGUGGAACAAGCAGAGCCAGAUGCCCUACCGGGUCUUGCCAGGUGAUCACAUCCUCGAGGUGAACGAUGUGAGCAUCAGUGGGGACAACAACCCGCAGAAUGACAAGUUCGCAGUCAGGAUGGUGCAAGAGUUGUCCAAGGACAGGAAAAACGUUCACUUCACGGUCGAAAGAGUCCCCUCCGUGUCUGAACUCUCUCAAGAGGAUGAGAGCGCCAUUCAGGUCGGUCUCUCCGACCAAGGCGAAGCUCGUCGCCGCCUGGAGGGGCAGAUGAUGCCUCGGCAGGUAGGCCCCCAGCAGACCCCAGAAGGUGGUCAGGAAGCCGAUGUGGCCCAAGGUGCGGUUGCAAAGGGCGGCACGCAGCCCCCGGCUUCAAAGCCGCCGGCAAAAGCCCAGGCUCCGGCACCGCUCCAAGCACCCCCGAAGCCGGGGCAGCCAACGCCGACUCCGCCUGCAGUUGCACCGAAGUGGCAGCCGAAGUCCUCGCCAGCCCUGCCAGGCCAAAAGUCUGAAGAGAGCGACAGCGUGGAUGUGGAUCUAGAGCCACCCCAAGGUGCAUUGUCUGCCACCGCCCUUGCAGAUGGUGAGGUCUCCGACCAGGGCCCUUCUGCAGAGGUCAGGGCGGAGGAGGAGAAAGUAGAGACAGCCGAAAAGGUCGAGGAAGAGAAAGACAAGGACAAGGACGGCAAAGAACCGAAAGCAUCUGAGAAGGAACAGGAGGAAGCAGAGGCAGCUCUUCCAGCCACGGAAGCAGCAGACCAGGCGGCAAAGGAGGGCCCAGAAACUUCCCCACCACCAGCUAUGCCAGCUCCAGCGAAGGCACCAAAGGCCAAGCCCGCCGACUCCGGCCCUCCUUCGGCUCCACCCCCGAGUUCUCCCUCCUCCAGGCCUCUGCCACCACCCCCGAAGGUGCAGGCGCCCCCGGCACCCCCGAAGCCACAAAAGGAAGAGAAGGAAGCCCAGGCCAAGUCGCUGCCUGCACCGCCUGCCGGCCCGGCACCGGCACCUCCUCAAGGCGAUGAAGGCGAGAAAGCCGAGCCAUCCGACACGCCAUCACCGAAAACCAAUGCGCAAACAUAA
Molecule: messenger RNA, 5058 nt
Organism: Symbiodinium sp. CCMP2456
Lineage: Eukaryota; Dinophyceae; Suessiales; Symbiodiniaceae
Source: the annotation of a GenBank genome assembly